CAAACAUACAGAGAACCUGGCUUCGGAGCAAUCUACGGUAACACUCUUGCCACUCUCGAUUUCAAGAAGAAGAGCCACCUCAGUAAUGAGGCGCACCUCACACCUGCCGGUGCAAAGACAAUCUACAGCGUCGACGAGCCCUACAUCUAUAAUCCUUAUCCGGAAUACAAUGGAAAGUCUUGGCGCUCAAAGCACGCCGAAGUCAUCACGUGUGACGGCCCAAACGGCAGGCCGAUUGAUGACGUCCAGGUCUUUCGUGGCCAUCCACACAACUUUCCGGAGCCUGGAUUUGGUAGCUACGAGGCUCUUGGUCUGGAUGGUAACCUGUGCUUCGAGCGCGAAACUCGUCUGGGCAUGUACGGACUUUCUUCGAACGCGACCACCGACGAGGAGAUUGAGGAAGAAGCAGCCAAAUGGGACAAGAUCAACUGGGGCGACCUGCAGGAAGCAUGCGUCAUGAAGAACAAGGCACGCUUCGAUCUCAAAGGCGAGAAGAACCCUUACGUUCGUUCGGACAACCGUAAGCGGCACAUGACCAGUGACGGCGGGGCCGAGUCGAGUUCUCUGGACAAGUUCAGUUUCAGACGACCCCACCUUGACAGUCUUUCAAAGAAACCGACCAAGAGGAAUCAGCUGCACGCUCGUAGGAGUGCCGGUUCCUCUGACGAAGCGGAUGCCGGCCAGUCCGAGUCUUCUUCGAACAUUCAGAAGGAAGAGAGAACCGCCCUACUUCUCCGGAGCUACACUGGCAAGAAGUACAGCGAGAACGACAAGCAGGUCAUUCGGUCGCUCAUCUCGGAGCUUUCCCUCCGCACCGGCGGACGAUAUCAUGUGUAUUUGUUUGUCCACGUCAAGGACACUGCUUACGCCAUCUGGGACGAUGCGACUACGUAUCAGUACGUUCUGCAGGAAAGCGUACCCAAAGAGUUUCGUGACAUGACGAUUCUUUGGAACGACGAGGCGACACAAGCCAUGUAUACCGCCCUUGACCCGAAGCAGGCGACUGUGCACGUGUCCCAGUGGCUGUCUGUCCAAAAGUUUGCCCAGGAGUUCCCCGAGUACGACUACAUCUGGAACUGGGAGAUGGACGCAAGGAUCACUGGGCACAACUACGACAUCAUCGAGAAGCUCGCAGCUUUUGCAAAGAAGCAGCCGCGCCGCGGCCUGUGGGAGCGAAACGAGCGCUUCUACAUCCCUGCGGUCCACGGCAAAUAUGAUACAGACUUUCGAAAGGAGGUUGAGCAGAGGUCCAAGGGCAUCAGUCAAUGGGGUGCUCCGGACUUGCCCUUUAUGAAGCCUGUAGGCCCUCACCCACCAACAGCACGACCGGAAGACGACGAUUACGAAUGGGGCGUCGGUGAGGAGGCAGAUCUCAUCACCCUGUCACCUAUCUUCAAUCCGAAACAAAGCGGCUGGGUCGCAGUGGACGAGCUCUGGGGAUACAACGAUACCUCGCACGCGACAAAGGACUUGCCGCGACGCGCUACGAUCAUCACACAUUCGCGGUUGUCCAAGCGGCUGCUCGACAUCAUGCACGUCGAGAACAUGCGGGGAAAUCACAUUUCAUCAGAGAUGGCGACACAAACCACCGCGUUUCUCCACGGCCUCAAGGCUGUCUACGCGCCCAUUCCCGUGUGGUUCGAUCGUGCCUGGACCGGCAAGGACCUCGCGAGGUGGUUCAACCCCGGACCGAAUGGCACUGCAGGGGGCCACGGGUGCGCAAUGGCUUGGGGCCAGGAGGGUAGAUACGCCGGGAGCACAUGGUACUUCCGUGCGGACCCGCCCCAGAGAAUGUACCUGAACUGGAUGGGCUGGGAAGAUACAGGCAUUGGGGGUCCGGAGUGGGAGGAAGAGUACGGCCGGCCAUGCCUGCCGCCCAUGAUCUUCCACCCCGUCAAGGACAUUGAGCCGACAGAACCUGGGUACCAGAGCGAGUCGAAGCUCCCAUACGAGUGA
Messenger RNA from Microdochium trichocladiopsis, 1956 nucleotides. RefSeq lists its product as uncharacterized. Lineage: Eukaryota; Fungi; Ascomycota; Sordariomycetes; Xylariales; Microdochiaceae. The record is from RefSeq and is a predicted model, not a curated record. The annotation marks the transcript as partial. The transcript has a single exon.